UUGCUCCAAUCUUGCCCUGUGCCAACCAACAAGAAGACAACACAUCGAAGAUGAGUGCUGACCAAUCAUCAAACCAAGGCGGGCUCGAACCUGUUCGACCUGAAACGUACACCUUCCACGCCAUCCCCGGCUCAGCCGACAAGAACGCCAAGGUUGCGGUCCAUCAGAUUCCUACCGGAGAACUCACUGCUCCCGCGGGAAUCCUCGCAGAUGUACAUGGAUCCAAGGAUGAUCUUACGGUUCCAGCGUACUCCUAUCUUAUCGAGAAAGAUGGGCAGGCUUACUUAUGGGACCUUGGUCUGAUGGAGGUCCGUUCAUUGUUACCCCUAUCUCGUCGCAUUCGCGAUGUCAUGUUGACAAAACUGUUUAAAGCCAAUCCCGGUCCUGGCCCGAUCAAGAGACUCAGGGAGGGUGGUUACGAUACAGGCAAGAUCAAGGAAGUGAUCCUGAGCCAUCAGCACUUCGAUCAUUUCGGGGAUUUGGAUACGCUGGCCUCAGGAGUCAAAGUAGUCCUCGGCCCGGGUUCCCUAGCGUCAAUCGGCCCCGGAUAUCCUGAAGACCCCGAUGGGUCGUGGCCGAAGAAGUGGCUUGACGAGAAGCAACUUGAAGAGCUGCCCCCUGUGGAUGUGGGAUCGAGUGCGCCGUCUAUCAGGGGCAAGUGGCAGCAGGUUGCGUGCUUUGAACACGCGCUGGAUUAUUUCGGUGACGGCAGCCUCUGGCUAGCUAUCAAUGAGGGGGCAAGUCAUUGUCGCGGACAUCUGAACGCUCUGGCGAGGGUGACCACGGAUCCCGAUACCUAUCUGGUUCUCGCUGGUGACACGGCGCAUCACCAAUCGCUUUACCUCCCGGUACCUGCACCUGGAGAAGUGGACCGUCGGACCAGGAUUCCGUUCUUCGAGAUGCCGAAUACCAACGGAUCACGCAUCAGUAUGCACGAGAAUCCCACCGAAGCCUACGUGUCGAUUGGAAGAUUAAGCCGCAUGUCGAUGGAGGAGAACAUCAUGGUGCUUCUUGCCCACGAAGGACAGGUCAAAGGUGUGAUCCCCGACUGGCCCGAGUCGCUAGACAACUGGAAAGCGAAUGGAUUCAAGGAGAAGAAGGAGAACCCCCAUACCUAA
Molecule: messenger RNA, 1118 nt
Organism: Filobasidium floriforme
Lineage: Eukaryota; Fungi; Basidiomycota; Tremellomycetes; Filobasidiales; Filobasidiaceae
Product: beta-lactamase-like protein
Exons: 4
Coding region: 51-1118 (355 amino acids)
Source: RefSeq, a predicted model, not a curated record